Meleagris gallopavo (turkey) is the source of this 1576-nucleotide messenger RNA. RefSeq names its product PHD finger protein 24 (gene PHF24). Gene Ontology annotation, cellular component: cytoplasm; nucleus. The record is from RefSeq and is a predicted model, not a curated record. Gene Ontology annotation, molecular function: calcium ion binding; transcription corepressor activity. NCBI's taxonomy places the organism in Eukaryota, Metazoa, Chordata, Aves, Galliformes, Phasianidae.
AGCUCCAUCUCUCGGGGAGCUGUUUUAACACAGCUCAGGCAGCAAUGGUACAGGGACAGCAAACCAGGCUGCAUCUGCUCAGCCCCAGUCACAAGCUCCCUGCUUCCUCUGUGUGUGUGUGUGUGUGUGCGCGCUAGACACCGGCAUCCGCUCUCAGCAUCUCGCUGUCUCCUGCAUCCUCCGGCGCUCAGCGCACGGCUCUGUCUCCCCGCGUACCAGCCUCGCCGCUUCUUUCCCCGGCGGGCAUUCGCCUGCAGAGCGCGGGAUGCGCUGAGCACCCGCGAGGAGAGGAGGUGGUGGCCGGGAACGGCGGCGAUGGGCAUCGUAUGGGCAGCACUGUAGGGCUUGUGCUCUCAACAGGACCCUGAACCAUGGGGGUGUUGAUGUCAAGACGGCAGACGGUGGAGAAGGUGCAGAAGGUCAGCUUGGCUGUGUCAGCUUUCAAAGAUGGGCUGCGGGAGCAGCCAGUAGCACGGAGGCGGGCAGAGGCUGGGGGCACGCGCCGGGGGACACUGGAGCAGACAGUACAAGAGGCAGAGGAGGAGGCAUCUGCGGGGCCCUCACAGCCAGAAGAGGUCAGUGCCAGCAAGGCUGCCUGGGAGCGGCUGCGGGAUGGCCGAGGUGUGGAGCCAGAGGAAUUUGAUCGAGCCAACAGGUUCACACCGCCUGCCUUCAUUCGGCCCCAGCGAGAGCUGCACGAUGAUGAGCCACUGGACAUCAGCCUGGAGCAGCGGGAGCAGGUCCUCAAUGAUGAGAUGUGUGAAAUCUGUGAAGUGUGGACAGCCGAGAGCCUCUUCCCCUGUCGUGUCUGCAGCCGAGUGUACCACGAUGGCUGCCUGCGCCGCAUGGGCUACCUGCAGAACAACAGCGCUGUGGAGGUGACGGAGACUGCACAUACCGAGACAGGCUGGAGCUGCUACUACUGCGACAACCUCAACCUCCUGCUGACAGAGGAGGAAAUGUACAGCUUGAUGGAGACCUUGCGGCAGUGCAAGAUCAUCCCAGAAACCUCCCUGACACUGGAUGACUUCCUGCACUACAAGCACCUGGUACACAAGCAGCAGUUUGAACGGCCCAUGGAGGAGGCACAGGAGGAGCGGGCCACACUGCAGUUCUCUGCCCUGGACCCUGACAAGAAGGGGCACAUCGAGUGGCCAGAUUUCCUCUCCCACGAGUCCAUCCAGCUGCUGCAGAAACUCCGGCCACCGAAUUCCCUGCUGCGGCUGCUGACGGUCAAGGAGCGGGAGCGGGCACGUGCUGCCUUCCUGGCCCUGGACCAGGAUGGCAGUGGCUUCAUCGGGGAAGGCGAGUGCCACAAGGCCCAGCACUCCUGGUUCCGCAAGCACCAGAAGGAGACACCAUCCUGCAGCGUCAGCAUCAGCCAUGUUGGGCCCAUGUCAGAGAGCAGCCCGGCCAGCAGCGGCAGCAGCAAGAGCCAGGAGAAGACGCUGCUGGCAUCGGAGCAGGAGGAGACCAGGUCCAUCGACUGGCCCAGAUUCCUGAAGGAGAAUGUCGCCUACAUCCUGGCAGCCCGUCCCAACAGUGCCGCCAUCCACCUGCAGCCGCCGGCCUAGCU